UCUCUCUCUCUCUUUCGCUCUCUCUCUCACACAUACAGAAUGUUAGCCCACUAUCUAACCACAGAGAGAGCUCAGUGAGUCGUGGAAAGCAUAUUGUUUCUCUACGUCUCUCUCCCUCCCUCUUUUACUUUUCCACAUCUUGUCUUUGGAUAUCCUCCUCCUGCUUUGGGACUUAACAGAGAGUGGAGCAAGCUUUCUUUCCUAUUGUCAGAUUUUUUUAUACUGAUCUCUUCUGGGGAUUACCACAGGAAUGCAUUUGUGUAUUUGUGGGUGAGUGUGUGUCCUGUGCCAUGCCCRCCCCUGGACUUUUCGGGACAAGCGGUAGUGAAUCAGCAUGAAGGGGGGUCACCAUCAGCGGGGGUGCGGAUGUCAACACCUCUUCCGAAAAGUGCUGGCCAUGUGUGGCUGCUGCUUUGCCCGUGUCCGAGAGUCAUACUCGGCGGCGGGCAGUGAGGGCAGCAUUACCCCCUCCGUUGGCUCCAUAGCCCCCCAGGCCUCGGGCAGCUCCAGACCCUGCUCUCCCUCCUCCCCAGGGGGAUCGCGGCACUCUGUCAGUGCCCUGAAGAAAUGGCUUACCAUGCCCGUCUGCAAGCUGAGUGUGGGAGGAGGGGGAGGGAAGGGGGUCAGGCAGGUCCACAGGCUGGAUGGGAAGCAACCCUCUACCCAUCUACCUCUCAGCCAGGCCCUAGGAAGGCCUCUGGAGCAGGGGGAGAACUACACUAUCCUCCCCUGCACUGAUGGAGACCUGGGGUGGAAUGAUGGUCUGGUGAGUCCAGCAGCGUACUCUCCAGCACACACCCUCUGCCACAGCUACCUAUCUGACCUGCUGCAGAACAGGGACACACACAGUUUGAACCAUCAAUCUUCCACCAUUCUCUCGGAAGAAGAAGAUGGCUCCUCCCUGAUUGGUGACUCAACCAGCCAAUGGUCAGCCACAAUGGACAGUGAAGAGGACAGGAGGAGUGCCUUAGAGAAGAGCAUAUAUGUGCUGACAGAGCUGAUAGAGACAGAGAAGAUGUAUGUUGACGAUCUGGGAUUCAUAGUGGAGGGCUACAUGGCCAGCAUGGCCAGUCAGGGGAUCCCAGAGGACAUGAAGGGCAAAGACAAGAUAGUGUUCGGGAACAUUCACCAGAUCUAUGACUGGCAUAAAGACUAUCUUCUGGGCGAGCUGGAGAAGUGUGUGGCUGAGCCCAACAGACUGGCCCAACUCUUCAUCAAGCAUGUGAGUCUGUGUGUCUUGUGUGUGUGUGUCGACUUCCUGAAGUACUACACCAAACAGGAGAAGGGAUACCUCAAGCAGCGGAGAGAAGCGGUGGAGGUGAUGUGUUUUGUGCCCAAGCGAUGUAAUGAUAUGAUGAACGUGGGCAGACUGCAGGGCUUUGAGGGGAAGAUCACAGCCCAGGGGAAACUGCUGCAGCAGGACACCUUUACAGUUAGUGAGCAGGACAGCAGCUUCCUGUCCCGUGCCAAAGAGAGGCGGGUCUUCCUGUUUGAACAGCUGGUCAUUAUCAGUGAACCAAUCGAUAGGAAGAAGGGCUUCUCUCUGCCAGGGUACACCUUUAAAAACAGCAUCAAGCUCAGUUGUCUGGGUGUGGAGGACCACUGUGAGGAGGACCCAUGUCGUCUGGUCCUGACGUCCCGCGGGGCUGAUGGGAGCGUGGCACGCUUCGUCUUGCAGGCCUCGUCCCAGGAGACUCGGAGGGCCUGGGUCAACGACGUUGUCCAGAUCCUGGAGACCCAGAGGAACUUCCUCAACGCUCUCCAGUCUCCUAUAGAGUACCAGCGCAGGGAGAGUAAGUCCAACAGCCUGAGAGGAGCCAUGAAUGCUCCCGUUGCACCGACCUCUGGCCUGCGACCCCACUCCUCUGCCUCCAUUGACCGCCACCGGCUACCCAACCUGCGCUCUUACAAUACCUCCUUGCCCUCCCUCCACCUGCCCAGCCAGCCCCCUGCAGACACACAGUCCCCACUGUAUCUUAGCCCUGCGACACCCCGUCCCUCCCAUCUCCCUCUGACCAGCCCUCAGCAGCUCAGCAAUGGCCUGCGCCCCCCUGCCCAGCACAGCUUGCAGGGUGGUACUGACAGAUACCAUGGACCCAUGCCGGGGGAGGGAGGAGAUUAUGCACCAAAUUACUCUGGCAACCAUGAUCAGCUGACAGAUCUCUCUCUGCAUGAGCAUGAGUGCUGAUGAUGUGUGAUGACCUUUGGCCUCAUACUGAAAGCUGCCCCUAGAUGCUGAUAUUAGUUCAGUUUUGCGUUAUCCCCAGUAAUGGCUAAGGUUCGGUUUGGGCGAUGGGGAAGCUGAUCCUAGAUCUGUGCCUAGAGGAGACUUCACCCUGGAGUUAAUGAGUGGCAGGCUGAGAGACCCCUGGCUGGGGGCCUGGGGCGGGGUCACUCCUUGUGAUUACCCUAAUAUUGCUAUAUUACUAUUACUAUGGUAUCUCUAGCUUGUAAUAAGGAUUAUUUUGUGGGUAUUUCUGUCAUUAUAUUAUAUUUUCUACUAUUUUGAAACCUCUACUUACUAUUGUGAUGUGAAAAGUGAAGCAGAAUUGCAGCCCUCUAUGGUGUUUCUGUGAGAGAAUUGGAAAAGUAACCAAUGGUCUCUGAUGUUGACAGUGUGUGUGUGUGUGUGYGCAUGUUGGUAUGUAUAUGUGACUGGUACAUUGCAUCUGUGAUGCGAUGGUAGCUGUUYACACUGCAAAUACAGUACAGUACCCCUAAGUUUGUCAAGAGUUUAUACAUGAUUGAACUUCAUAUGGUGACAUUUUUAACACAAUUUGGUUUCAUAAAGAAAUUAUAGACAUUUGGGACCGCUUCUUAAGUCGCCAACUAUUUACUGUUGCUUUAUCUUAAACAGGCGAACCAUAUUACCAUUAUGCCACUGCUACGUGUGACAGCUUCUAUCACUUUGUACAAGAAGGGAAGCAAAGACUAGUGGGCGAUAAUGGCAUGUCUAUUCUCUGUCUCUCUUUUUAUAUAGCUUACCAGUAUGCUCCUAUCCUGAAUUCAUCCUCGUCACUAUUUCAUAAAGAAGCCUUUGGGUCAAGAGUGUUGACAUACAGUAAUGACGUUGUAGUCCUGAUACAGUUUUGAAAUUGAUUGUGGGACGGAAUCUGUCCAGGAGUUGAGCAGCUGCAGUCAUGAUUGUCUACUCUAUACAUACCGAGCAGCGCAGUAAUAAUUGAUACGUUUUCCUUCAUUUUAGCAGCUAUUUUAACACUGCCAUUGUUCCAACGUUAUCUGAAGAAAACACACGGAAACUCACACAAAGCCCACUCAUAGCUGAAGGAGAGAGGAAAAGGGAACAAAGAUCAAGGGGUUGUUCAUCUGUCAAUGUCAUUAUGAAUGUAAAUAAUAUUCUGUGGGACUAUAUCAAUAAAUAAAACAUGCAACACUG
Messenger RNA from Salvelinus sp. IW2-2015, 3397 nucleotides. The record is from RefSeq and is a predicted model, not a curated record. NCBI's taxonomy places the organism in Eukaryota, Metazoa, Chordata, Actinopteri, Salmoniformes, Salmonidae.